Molecule: messenger RNA, 2194 nt
Organism: Drosophila busckii
Lineage: Eukaryota; Metazoa; Arthropoda; Insecta; Diptera; Drosophilidae
Gene: Ir62a
Exons: 1
Coding region: 87-1889 (600 amino acids)
Source: RefSeq, a predicted model, not a curated record
AGCUGGUAGCUUUAAAUAUUAUCGUGAGCAACGGAUGUCGCGGCUGAACAAACUGUCAGUCGCCUUGGCGUGCUUGGGUAAGCGCCAUGAACCAUCUGCUGUUGCUGCAGAUCAACUGGCUGCUUGCAGCCAGUCCAGCUGACCUGGCGCACUUACUGCAACGUACUGUGGGCUUGCAACGUCUGCAGUGCAUGAGUAUACUGCAUAGCAGCGAAGCCAUUGCGCCUGGAUAUCUGGAUGAACUUUACGGCGAGCUGCGCGCUGCUCCUGACGCGCAUUUGAGCUUGUUGCCACAACUGAUUGGCACAGAGCACUCCACGGGCCGGCUCGUCGACUUGACGCCCCAGCAGACGCUCUUUCUGGUGUUUGCGCGACAUACAUGGGAUCCAGUCUUAAAGCUACACACAGAUCUCGCACGUGGACGUCGCUACUGCAAGACGCUGUUUCUGCUGCAAAGAGUCAAGUCGCGGGCAGCUCUCUUAAGCUUCUUUCAGUAUCUCUGGCUGCAGGGAUUUCGCUCUGCGUUGGUGCAGAUUGGUGGUGAACAGCUCUACCGCAUGGAUCCAUAUCCAAGUUUGCAGUUAGUGCAGCUGAAUCGCACGCCUGAUGCACCGCUAAUCUUUCCGCGGCCAGGCAGACGCAAUCUGCAGGGCUACAAGCUGCGCCUGCCAGUGCAGCUGGAUGUGCCGUCUACGUUCUGGUAUUGCAAUAAGCAAACGGGUGAACUACAGCUGGAUGGCAUUGGCGGCACCAUGAUGAGCGAAUUCAUGCGGCAUAUCAAUGUGCGCCUGGAGUUGCAGCCAUUGUAUGUGAAUGAAUCCAACAAUCUAAACAUGCCCGCUCUGCUGCAGCUUUUGGAGGAACAGCGCGCUGAGCUAAGUCCGCAUAAGUUUACGACAUUGGGGCGCAGCGUCUACGUCGACUACUCCUAUCCGUUUCGCAUUGUGCAACGCUGCUUCAUGGUGCCGCUGCACGAUUCCGUGCCACGUGGUCUCUACAUUUUCCUGCCCUUUCAGACGCCUGUCUGGCUGAGCGCUGCGCUGCUAUUCCUGGUGAUUUUCCUAGUGCGUUGGUUGGCGCACCGGCGACUGCAGCUCUUCUCGCGCUUCUCCUCGCUGUUGGGCAUACCAGGCAGUCAAUCUGCAGCGCAGGCAUCAUACUUUCACAGAUUGCCCUGGCCGCGAUAUCUGAGCAAGCUUUUUGCCUGCCUGUGCAUUGUCUUUGGCGUCUUCAUCUUUGUGCAGAUGUAUGCCACCAAGCUGAUGGCGCUGUUCUCGGUUACGAUCAGGCAUAAGCCCUCGCUAACGCUGGAUGAGCUGCUGGCACUGCCCUACCCCAUACUAGUCUCUCCAGGCGAAGUUGCCGGCAUCAUUAGCUCGUUUGGACAUGAGGCAGCUUUCCAUCGUCGGUUUGCCUAUGCGCCGCCCGGCGAGUUUUAUGGCCAGCGCACGCAGAUGCAAGCUGGAUAUGUCUAUCCGAUUAGCACCAUACGCUGGAAUUUUGUAUCCCAGCAGCAGCGCUACUUGCACCACAAGCGCUUCUGGCUCUCCAAGCUCUGCUAUGGCACAUUUCCGUAUCAGUUCCAGCUGGCCAUCGACUCGCACUUCAAGGAGCCGCUGCACCGCUUCGAGUUGCAUGCCCAUGAGGCGGGUCUGCCCAGCUAUUGGCAGCGCGGCUGGUACACGCGCGCUUUGAGCUUUGGCUUUGUGCACGAUUUUGAAAGUGCGGAGAACUUUGAGCUGAGGCACCAGCUGUGUCCGCUUAGUUUGCAUCUUCUAGCGCCCGUGCUCUACUUUUAUCUCUUCGGCUUGACAUUGAGUCUGGGCGCGUUUCUGCUGGAGACUGUCUCACGUUUUAAUAUAAGGGCGCAUUUAGUUAGUCGCUACUAACCGCACUUUUGAUUUAAGGCAUUCAAAAUUCAGCUGGGGAUUUCACAUUUAUAACAAUUUACACCAAUUAUUUUGAUAUAUGUAUAUUUAAACUAUGUUUGUAUUCUAUUAACUAUAUAUUAUAUUAUACUACAUGUGUACUAUACAUGUAUGAAAUGGCCAAUUCACAAAUCCCGCUCCACUCCAACAACAUCAACACAUCAAAAACUCUGCGACAAACAACAACAACAACGACUACAAUAAAAAUUCACAAUUGGAUUGAAACGUUAACAAUAAAUUCAAAAUUCUCAUCUUAACAAUCGAUC